CACCGUGCCGGAACGUUCCGGAACCGCCCUCAGGGAGGAGCUGCCCGAGUCGGCGUCGCGGCACCAGCUGCUGGGGCUGAACCUGCUGUUCCUGCUGUCCCAGAACCGCGUGGCCGAGUUCCACACCGAGCUGGAGCGGCUGCCGGCGCCCGACAUCCAGGGGAACCUCUUCAUCCGGCACCCCGUGUCCCUGGAGCAGUACCUGAUGGAGGGCAGCUACAACAAAGUGUUCCUGGCCAAGGGCAACAUCCCAGCGGAGAGCUACACCUUCUUCAUCGACAUCCUGCUGGACACCAUCAGGGACGAGAUCGCCGGCUGCAUCGAGGCCGCCUACGAGCGGAUCCUGUUCCCCGAGGCGGCGCGCAUCCUCUUCUUCAGCUCGCCCCGCAAAAUGACCGACUACGCCAAAAAGCGGGGCUGGGUGCUGGGCCCUUCCAACUAUUACAGCUUCGGGGGGCGGCAGCAGAAAGCCGAGGACCCCCCGAUCCCCUCCACGGAAUUGGCCACGCAGGUGAUCGAGUACGCCCGGCAGCUGGAGAUGAUCGUCUGAGGGCCCCCCGGAUAAACGGCAGAAUUCCCCACGAUUUCCUCUUUAUUCCCCCUUUUUUUCCGCGUUUUUUUCGGGGCUUUCGGAAGGUUUAAAGUGGUUUUUUUGUUGGUUUUUUUCGGAGGGGGUUGAACCGUCAGAGGCGCCCCUCACGUUGAGACCGCCAAAUUCCCCCACGAGCCCCUGUUUGUUCUCCUUGGGUUUUUUUCCCUUAUUUUAUUGCGUUUUUGGGGGGUGUUGCGAGGGUUUUGAAGUAUUUGGGGGGGGGGGGGG
Messenger RNA from Hirundo rustica (Barn swallow), 820 nucleotides. It is a transcript of the gene PSMD8, whose product is annotated as proteasome 26S subunit, non-ATPase 8. The record is from RefSeq and is a predicted model, not a curated record. Gene Ontology annotation, cellular component: proteasome regulatory particle; nucleus; cytosol. The transcript is spliced from 4 exons. The annotation marks the transcript as partial. NCBI's taxonomy places the organism in Eukaryota, Metazoa, Chordata, Aves, Passeriformes, Hirundinidae. Gene Ontology annotation, biological process: proteasome-mediated ubiquitin-dependent protein catabolic process.